This is a messenger RNA of Microtus oregoni (creeping vole), 3023 nucleotides long. RefSeq names its product kinesin associated protein 3 (gene Kifap3). Gene Ontology annotation, biological process: microtubule-based movement; cilium organization. Bases 246 to 2564 code for a protein of 772 amino acids. Gene Ontology annotation, molecular function: kinesin binding. NCBI's taxonomy places the organism in Eukaryota, Metazoa, Chordata, Mammalia, Rodentia, Cricetidae. The transcript is spliced from 21 exons. The record is from RefSeq and is a predicted model, not a curated record. Gene Ontology annotation, cellular component: kinesin II complex; ciliary transition zone; axoneme.
CGUGGGCGCAUGCGCUUUGCGUAGACCUGGGCGGGUCUGGGCUGCUCCAGUGUUUCGGGGGCCCAGGAGCCGUGGGAGGAGCCGGCGGCCUCACCGUGGUAACCGCAGCGCCGCCGCCGCCCAGCCUUGCAGGCCUCGGGACUGUCACCGCCUCGGCUGUGAGGGUACAUUGGCCGGGUCCCCGGAAGUAGCCUUCCCAGACUCUCAGACACCCCCAUCUUCCCCACGCCGCUACCGCCGCCGCCAUGCAAGGCGAGGACGCCAGAUACCUCAAAAGGAAAGUUAAAGGGGGAAAUAUUGAUGUCCAUCCAUCAGAAAAAGCUCUCAUCGUUCAGUAUGAAGUGGAAGCUACCAUUCUUGGAGAAAUGGGGGAUCCCAUGUUGGGGGAAAGAAAGGAAUGUCAAAAAAUCAUUCGUCUGAAGAGUCUCAAUGCUAACACAGAUAUCACCUCUCUGGCCCGAAAAGUAGUUGAAGAAUGUAAACUCAUUCAUCCCUCAAAGCUGAAUGAGGUAGAGCAGCUGCUGUACUAUCUACAGAACCGCCGUGAUUCAUUGUCAGGAAAAGAAAAAAAAGAAAAAUCAAGCAAGCCUAAAGAUCCACCUCCUUUUGAAGGGAUGGAGAUUGACGAAGUGGCCAACAUUAAUGACAUGGAUGAGUACAUUGAGCUGUUGUAUGAAGAUAUUCCAGACAAGGUUCGGGGUUCUGCCUUGAUCCUACAGCUGGCUCGAAAUCCUGAUAACUUGGAAGAACUACUAUUAAAUGAAACUGCCCUUGGUGCGCUAGCAAGAGUCCUGAGAGAAGACUGGAAACAAAGUGUUGAGUUAGCUACAAACAUCAUUUAUAUCUUCUUUUGUUUCUCUAGCUUUUCUCAUUUUCAUGGACUCAUCACACAUUAUAAAAUUGGAGCCCUGUGUAUGAAUAUCAUUGAUCAUGAGUUAAAAAGACAUGAGCUUUGGCAAGAAGAACUUUCUAAGAAGAAGAAAGCUGUUGACGAAGACCUUGAAAAUCAAACGUUGAGAAAGGAUUAUGAUAAAACCUUUAAAAAGUACCAGGGACUUGUGGUAAAACAAGAACAGCUAUUGAGAGUUGCUCUCUAUUUACUUUUGAAUCUUGCUGAGGACACACGUACAGAACUGAAGAUGAGGAACAAGAAUAUAGUCCACAUGUUGGUGAAGGCUCUUGAUCGGGACAAUUUUGAGCUGCUCAUUCUAGUUGUGUCAUUCUUAAAGAAACUCAGUAUUUUUAUGGAGAAUAAAAACGACAUGGUGGAGAUGGAUAUUGUUGAAAAACUAGUGAAAAUGAUACCCUGUGAGCAUGAAGAUCUCCUGAAUAUCACCCUCCGGCUUUUAUUAAACCUGUCGUUUGACACAGGCCUGAGGAACAAGAUGGUACAAGUCGGGCUUCUCCCAAAGCUCACCGCACUCCUAGGCAAUGAAAACUACAAACAAAUAGCAAUGUGUGUGCUUUACCAUAUAAGCAUGGAUGACCGCUUUAAAUCAAUGUUUGCAUAUACUGACUGCAUACCACAGUUAAUGAAGAUGCUCUUUGAAUGUUCAGAUGAACGGAUUGACUUGGAGCUGAUUUCUUUCUGCAUUAAUCUUGCUGCUAACAAGAGAAAUGUCCAGCUCAUCUGUGAAGGAAACGGGCUAAAGAUGCUCAUGAAAAGAGCGUUGAAGCUCAAGGACCCCCUGCUGAUGAAGAUGAUCAGAAAUGUCUCCCAGCACGAUGGACCCACCAAAAGUUUGUUCAUCGAUUAUGUUGGGGACCUUGCAGCCCAGAUUUCCAGUGAUGAAGAAGAGGAGUUUGUAAUUGAGUGUUUGGGAACUCUGGCAAAUCUGACCAUCCCAGACCUAGACUGGGAGCUGGUUCUAAAGGAGUACAAGCUAGUUCCAUUCCUCAAAGAUAAGCUGAAGCCAGGUGCUGCAGAGGAUGACCUUGUUUUGGAAGUGGUUAUAAUGAUCGGAACUGUGUCUAUGGACGACUCUUGUGCUGCACUGCUAGCAAAAUCUGGAAUAAUCCCAGCACUCAUUGAACUGCUGAAUGCUCAGCAAGAAGAUGAUGAAUUUGUGUGUCAAAUAAUUUAUGUCUUCUACCAGAUGGUUUUCCAUCAGGCCACAAGAGAUGUCAUAAUCAAGGAAACACAAGCUCCAGCAUAUCUCAUAGACCUGAUGCAUGAUAAGAAUAAUGAAAUCCGGAAAGUCUGUGAUAACACAUUAGAUAUUAUCGCAGAAUAUGAUGAAGAAUGGGCAAAGAAAAUUCAGAGUGAGAAGUUUCGCUGGCAUAACUCUCAGUGGUUGGAGAUGGUGGAGAGUCGUCAGAUGGAUGAGAGCGAACAGUACUUGUAUGGUGAUGAUCGAAUUGAGCCAUACAUCCAUGAAGGGGACAUUCUUGAAAGGCCUGACCUUUUCUACAACUCAGAUGGAUUGAUUGCUGCUGAAGGAGCCAUAAGCCCAGAUUUCUUCAAUGAUUUUCACCUCCAGAAUGGAGAUGUGGUUGGGCAGCACUCAUUCCCCGGCAGCGCUUUUCAUCCAAGGAUUUCAAAGUGCUUUACAAACAUGCACUAAUUAAGCCUCCCAAACAGCCUGAGCCUCGGAAUGGAUGGCUUUGGCCAACCUGUGGGAAUUCUUGGACGUCCUGCCACUGCAUAUGGAUUUCGCCCUGAUGAACCUUACUACUACAGCUUUGGGUCUCGAUAAAGUCACCCCUUUCCAUGUGUACACUCAGCUGAGGAGAAAUCUGUGUGGUGUUGGUUAACCUUGAAUCUUGACUUAAUAAUGCAUGUUUAUACUCCUGUGGGGCUCUGUUUCUUCUUUCUCCACGUUGUUAGCUACAGGUUAACUCUGACCCUAACUCCUUCCCUUAAAUACAGUUGAUGCUCCAGGGUUCACUCAUCCAAACACAUCUUGAGGAGAAUAAUAUUUCCCAUGAGACUGUUGCGAAACUACUAGCCCAGAAAAGCAGAUACUACAUUAUGUACAUUAAGUGACUAAUUUCUAUUAAAAAGUGGCAUUCAUGCAAAGGAA